GUUCCGGGUAUUUAGCAGCUACGGCAGGCGUGGCAAACACGGCUUGUUUUUGUGAAAUCGCGUUCGAGACAAGAAAGCUUGCCAGUUUUUAAGCGCGCGCCACGUUAGCGUUCGAAGAGGCCCGACUGGACAAACCCAAGGGGGGUACCACCCGGCGCCGUUUUUUGUGACACCGGCGCGCUGUCCCGGCGUGUGAUAUUCAUCGAUUUGUAUGCUCCCCCUCCGGGCUCUUCCGGCGGGCUUUCCGGUGUUUUAGCUAGCUGCGAGAGAGUGCCGCGUCUUAGUUCUCAACUACCCGGCUGCCUAAUAACCGGGGGACGUCCAUUUGACAUCGUUUUAUGAGGUCAAUCAGGCUACAGUCGUCGCCGGCUCUUGGGAUUUAGAACGGCGCCGGCCGAGACGACCUUCGCGCAGCUAGACUCAACACAACAGCGGCGAGCGCACUGCGUACGAAAAACUCUGACCACAGCUGUUACCAGCCGACGAGUUUAUCUCAAAGAUGUGGCGAAACAUAUUUGGAAGGUCGACGACCAUCUACAUGGAAGUGGCGGACAACCCGGUGCUGGGUCCGUCGGAGCAAGCCCCGGACAUGCGGGCAGGCGGCGACAGCAAGGAUAUCGAACUGCACACGAGCCUCACACGUGAAGACAGCAUUGUGUGGGACCCGAAGCCGUGCAACUGCGUUGCCGACGGACCAAAGUGUCGCGAGUGCAUGGCGUCGGGGAAGAGCACCGUAAAGGUGCAGAUGGAGUCGUGGUCCGUUGAGAAGACUGUGAUAUUCGGCAUAAUCCUCGGCGCUUUCUUCAUCUGGGCUGUAGUGUUCGGAAUCUGCCUCAACGUGUUCAAGCUCUAAAAGUGUUCAGUGCAGGGUCUGUGUGUCGCGUUAGUUCUUUUUUUUUACUCUUGAAAAGCCUUGCCGUGCAAGCAGUUUAC
This is a messenger RNA of Rhipicephalus sanguineus (brown dog tick), 933 nucleotides long. RefSeq lists its product as uncharacterized. Lineage: Eukaryota; Metazoa; Arthropoda; Arachnida; Ixodida; Ixodidae. The transcript is spliced from 2 exons. The record is from RefSeq and is a predicted model, not a curated record. The coding region runs from base 500 to 853 and encodes 117 amino acids.